UACUGUCACCUCUUCUGUCUUCUCUUUAUUAAUUUCUGUCAAUUUUAGUUUAAAUUAAGUAAAAAUAAAUUAUUUUAAGUAUGACGUACUAAUUAGAAACUAUUUAUUUACUGGGUGUGACUUUUUAAAAAAGCAUUUAAGAAAUGGAUCAGGCAGUCACAAAGCUUUUUAAUUCCUUCAUUUAUGAACUCUGACUUGGCUUUUGAAUCUUGUUGAACAAGGUUUGAUGUGGGUGUGUUAAUUCAAAUUCCAAAUCUCUGUGUACCUGCAGUAAAGUAAUCUAGCCACUCCUACAAUAAUGUUCUGACCUUUUCCUCCCAUUGAGACACAGCUUUUAUUUUGUACAGAGAAGCUUAUCUGAUUUCAGACCAGCUUUUUAUACAACUUAAGGGGAAAAUGAUUAAAUAGUAUCUUAAUUUAGUAUGUUCUUGUCGUACUUCAGUGGAGAAUUUUAAGUAUUGACAGGUGCUGCAGGAUUUUUUUUUAUGGUGUGGCUGCGAAUAUACCGUAGUAGGCAAUUAUGAAGAUAAUCUUUCGUGUUGAUGAAUGAUUUCCUUGGUUUUCCUUUUAUUUUAAUGCCCUUUUCUAUUUGGUUCCAUGAGAGGAAAUGUCAAUUCUGUGAGAUCUGCAAACAUUGCUUUUUUUUUCUCAACUGAAUGUUUACCUGGAACUUCCUGGUGUAUUUGGAUUCCUCAUCUGAGUAUGAAUUUAUAAUUCCUUGCUCUCUACAAAAGAGCAAAUAGUUAUUGAACUACGUUGUCAUUUCAUCCAGAACAGUUAAAGCUAUUUAAUCAAGGGAAGUUAUUUCAUGAAAAAGAACUGCAAUAGAUUACUAUGAAAUGGAUUCCUACCGUACAUACUGGGCAUCAAAUAUCUGUAGUAGUCUAAGGUCUGAAAAAAGUCAAGAAGAAAAUACUUUAGAAGUCGAAUCUCGUGUGCCUUUACCUUAUCCUUUUCCUUUUACUGACCAAUUGGAUGAUAAUAAUUCUGUGGUUCUCAAUACAUCACUUUUUUAUGUAAAGCACAAGAAAAAUGGACAUAGAUUAAGAAUUGUUUCAAAAAUUUCUUUGCCUACACCCCCUUAUUCACUUGAACAUGCAAAAGCUACACAAACAGAAUUGAUGCAAGAAUCCUUUAAAUGGGAACAUGAAACUACUGAAUUAACCAAAUGUCAGGAAGAAUUGCAAGAAAGGUUUGAUGAAGAGGUCAGAGCUAGAGAGCAGAUAGCACUGGAACUUAGCAAAGCAGAGAAUCUUAUUGAUGGUUAUGCAGAUGAAAAAUCACUUCUGGAAAAACAAAUCCAGGAAAAGACAGAGGUAACAGAGCAUCUUGAACAAGAGCUACUUCGUACAGGUAACAAAUUACAGGAACUAGAGGCUGAGAGACAGCACCUUCAAGAAGAGAAAGAAUUGCUCUUCAGACAAAAAGAUGCUAUGAAAGCUGAUGCAGGACCUAUAGAACAACGCCUAGUAGAUGCUGCAGUCAAUGCAGCUUCCCAAACAGAGUUGCUGGCGGAGACAGAAAAGUUAAUGAAAGAAAAAAUAGAAGUGCAGCGGCAGGCUGAAAAAGAAUACAAUUACCUUCAAAAGCAGGUGAAGGCCCUGGAAACUGAUAUAGAGGAGCAGGUCAACCAGUUUUUGGAGCUAGAGCAAGAAAAAAAUGCAGAGCUAAUGGAUCUAAGGCAGCAAAAUCAAGCUCUAGAUAAACAGCUUGAGAAAACAAAAAAAUUUCUAGAUGAACAGGCAAUUGAUAGGGAGCAUGAGAGAGAUGUUUUCCAGCAAGAAAUACAAAAGCUUGAGCAACAGCUUAAAAUUCCUCAAAGAUUUCAACCAGUCAGUGAACAACAAAAUAGAGAGGUUGAAGAGUUAACAAAUAAUCUUCAGGAGAAAACAGAUAAAUGUAAUGAGCUUCUGCUCUCUAAGGAGCAACUUCAGAGAGAUGUGCAAGAACGGAAUGAAGAAAUUGAGAAAUUAGAAUAUAGAAUUCAAGAACUGGAACAAGCUUUAAUGAUCAGUGCAGACAAUAUACAAAAGGUGGAAGGAAGAAAGAAAUUUGGGUCUGCAACUAUAAGGAGGGACUUGCCUCUAGAAGUACAGCUACAGGCUGAGCAAGAAGCUGUAGACAGGAAGGAAAAAGAGAUCGUAAAUCUUGAAGAACAGUUAGAACAGUUCCGUGAAGAACUAGAAAACAAAAACGAAGAAGUGCAGCAGUUACAGAUGCAGCUACAAAUUCAGCUAAAAGAGUCUACAACUCGACAACAAGAACUUGAACAAGAAAAUAAAUUAUUUAAGGAGGACAUGAAACAAUUGGGUCAAGCUAUCCAGAACCCUGAAGAUACUUCUAUAAAGGGUCAUCAUCAAGUUCCUGGAAAAUAUAUAGAGAUUAUACAGGAAAAGGAACAAAAAAUCCAUGAACUGCAAGACCAAAUUUCAAAAUUGCAACAGCAGAUGGAAAUUACAACAGAUAAUAAAUUGUUUGAGCAGAAAAAUGAGCACAUAAAAGAACUGGAAGCCCAAAUAGAAAUUUUAAAGAGUGAUCAAGAACGUGUCAAGCAGAACAAUGAACAAGAAAUAGAACAGCUAAAUGAAGUCAUUGAAAAACUCCAGCAGGAAAUGGAGAAUAUUGAACACAAGAUACCUUUGGACUUUUCACUGACUCAAGAUGAUUUUGAUAAUUUAAAACACCAGCUUGAUGUUGUAUUGGCAGAAAAGGAAGAUUUAGUGAUACAAGUGGAAAAUAAUGUUAAGCAGUUAUGCAUUGCAAAGAAUGAACUUGAAAGAAAACAAAUUAACAUAGUAAAAUUAGAGAAAGAACUAGAUACACUGAAAGAAGAACUUGAAAAAGCUAGAGAAAAAUCUAAACAAAAUAUAAACAUAUGCCAACAACAAGAUGCACAAAUAAAUACAAAGCUUGAAGAAGAUGCUUCUAGAACAAGUAUAAAUUUUCAGGUACUUGAGAAAGCUCUAGAGGAGAAGGAUUUGGAGUUAAUCCAAUGCAACAAGGAUUUCAAGGAUUUCAAAGACCAAGCCCAUAUGGCAUCAGACCAGCUCAAACAAAGAAUAAUGGAGCUAGAAGAAGACCUUGAACAAAAGGAACAAAAGAUUGCUGCAACCCUUCAACAUCAAGCUGAAUUGAAUGUGGUUCUGGAGCAAAGUCAGCUUUCUCCCCUGGUAGCUGCAGUUUCAGAAGGUAACGAAGAAGCCCUAUGUAUUCCAUUAGAAAAUGCAAAAUAUAUAGAUAGGGAAGAUGCAACAACUAGGUUAUUAGAGCUAUCAGAGAAACUUUCAGAGAUGCAGAGCCAAUUGACAGAUGCACAAAAUAACCUUCAACUAGAAAGAACAAAACUGGAAAAUGUACAGAAGGAGACAAAAGAAAAGGAAGAGAAACUUGUUGAACUUAAACAACUGCUAAAAGAAAUAGAACAAAGGCAUAAAGAAGAGAAAUUGUCAAGUUGUCAGGAAAAGUUGCAAACUCAGGUGGUCACAGAGCUGGAUGAAAACAAGCAAGGAAAUUAUCUUGAAUUAGAAAAAGUCAGAGCGGAGUCAGCUGCAGCCAAGGAAGAGCUUAAUAACUACAAAGAAAAAGCAGAGAAAUUGAAAGGACAGUUACUGGUAAAAGAAAGAAACCUGAUUUGUCUUAAAGAUGAAUUAGAGUAUAUCAGGGAUAAAUUAGCACAAGCAGAAGAAAAAAUUGCUGGAUAUAUAAAGAAGGAAAAGAAUAUUAUAAAACCAGAGCAAAUAGAUGCCAAAUGGAUAAAUGCAUCAAGUCAGACUGAAAAAGCACAGCAGAUCAGUAGCUGCAACCAGACUUCACAACUCCUUGUGAAAAGUGAAGGAAUUCAGAUUGAUUUACAAAACGAAUAUUCUUCAGCAGAAGUUACAGAACUCAUAAAAGAAUUUAAUGAAAAAAUUGAACAAAUGCAGGAAUUACAUGCUGCUGAAAUAAUGGACAUGGAAAUGAGACACAUCUCAGAAUCAGAAGUAUUGAAAAGAGAACAAUUUAUUGCAGUACAGGAGUUAACAGAAGAAUGUAAUGCUUUGAAAAAUGUUAUAGAUGUUCUAAGAAAUAAAGAGGCAAUCCCGGGUAUAGCACAGUCGGUAACUUCUGUUGCCAAUGAUAGAUCAUAUUGUGACUCUGCUUCAGACUGGAACCAAGAAACAUACCUGACUCCAAGCCAUGGAUCAGAAACCAUAUCAGAUGCUGUAGGAGAGGAAGGUGAAACAAUGGAUUUUCUUCCAAAGAAAAUCAAGGGUUUGCUAAGAGCUAUUCAUCACGAGGGCGUGCAGGUACUUUCUCUCACAGAAUUUCCUUACAAUGAAGGUGAAGUUCUUCCUACUAAAAAAGAACUAGUACCUUGGCUAGAAGAACGCAAGGCUUUCUUAAGCAGUAUUUCAUCUCUGAAGGAAUUAAUUGCCAAAAUGCAGAUUCACAGACAAACCAAGUUUUAUGUAGCAUCUGAAUCUUCUGAUGAUGUCUCAGAUUGGCGGGCUGAACUGCUCUAUGCUGUUCAACAAAUUUUCCAAAAAGAAAAGGAUAUUCUUUUAACAGCAUUUCGGACUGAAUUGGCAGAAGUCGGUGUUCAAGAUACUUUGGGACUAAUAGAUCAGCUGGAAAGGAGACUUCAAGAACAGGUGACAUAUCAGAGGAGUGCUUUGGAUUUCCUUCAGAAUGCGGACAGACAAAGUUUGUUAAUGGAAACCAAUAUUUUGCAUGCACAGCUAAUCAGGCAAGGUGAAGAAAAGGAAGAAAUAGAAAUUCAUCCAAAAUGUCAAGAACUGUUGGAAUACAAUAUGGAAAUGCAAAUAGAGCUCAAAAAUACCAAGGACAGAACAGCUGAACUUCAAGAGCAGCUCAGUUCUGAAAGGAUGGUGAUUGCAGAACUGAAGAAUGAACUUGGGCAAACCAAGCUGGAAUUGGAAACAACCCUAAAAGCACAACAUAAGCACUUGAGGGAUCUGGAAGCUAUCAGAAAUGAACUUAAGGGAAAGGCAACUGAACUUGACAUCUUAAAAAACACGAUUACAAAUGAACAGAAAAAAUCAAGGGAGUUUCAAUGGGCCCUGGAGAAGGAGAAAGCAAAAGUGGAACACAGUGGUAAAAGAGAAAAAGAAGAAAUUGAGGAUUUGAAAUCUUCUUUUGAAAAUGAAAGACAGAAGAAUAUAGAACUGAGUAAUCUUUUGGAACUUGAAAGAGAGCUGUCAAAUGAUUUGCAAAAGAAGAUUGAAUCCCAGGAAGCACUAAAUGCAGUACAACUAUCUGAGGAGCACAGCUGUAAUUCUGAGCUCCAAGUACUGUUGGAAUCUGAGAGGCUCAAAGUUCUUGAGUUAUGCAGUGCCCUAGAGAGAGAAAAAGAUUUACGUGCCCAGCUCCAGAUGAUUGAACAGACAAAGCGGGAUGGAAGUUCUACACAUUCAGAAGAACUGUUCAAAGAUUUGCAAAAGCAGUUGGAUGAAAAGCAUAACCGUAUAGUUCUAAUGGUUAACGAAUUGGAAGAGAACAAAUUGGAAUGUGUGAAAUUGAAACAACAGUUGGAAAAAGAGAGGCAGAUUCAGAGGAAAACUCUACAGGCAGAACAAGAUGCUAAUAUCUUGGCACAGAAAAAAAUACAUGAACUGGAGUCCAGAAUGGAAGACUUGCAGUGGCAACUUGAAGAAGAGAGACAACAAGGUCUUCAGUUGCUGGGUAAUGGAAAAAAACAGCAAGACAUGGUUGAAGAAUUACAGCAAAAAAUACAGAGAAAAGAGGUAGAAUCGCAGGAGGAAAAAGCAACAUGUCAUGCUGUAAAUGAGGUUGCUUUGGAUGAAUCUAAUGAACGAACAAGAAAGUGGAUUUUCCAGCAGAAAAUGGGACAAGCUGAAACAAAAGAAUUAUCUUACUCUUCCUUAAUGGGCAUUGGAGGAGGAGGAGCAGGUGAUGCCUCCAGACAAUGUCAAGAGCUUGAGAUGGUUCGGCAGAAGCUCAAAAAUGUGUUUUCCAAGUUGAAACACUUGGCCAAUAAAGCUGCCUGCAGGUUACCCUUUGAAAGAUCAGAUGAUGAAGACUUAAUUGGAAUACAAACUGACAUUGAAGAAGUUCUAUUAAAAUUGCAAGUGCUCUCUGAUUUAUAUAGCCUGGAGAUUAAUUCAGAUUGCCCAUCUUCAGCCUCAUUGACUGAAAGACUGCUAAAACAGAAUGCUGAAUUGACUGGGUUUGUCAGUAAAUUGAGUGAGGACAAGAACAAUAUGAGGAACACAGUCAUGAAACUGGAGGAGGAACUGAGAAGAUAUCAAUACAAAGGAUCUUGUGGAGACUCAACUUUUAGACAGUCAUUACAUAAUGGAAGAAAUGUUGAUGCACUGAUUGCUUCUGAAAAAGAAAUCUGGCAUAAAGAGAAAUUAAGUCUUCAACAGUCCCUCAAGCAGGCGGAAACCGAACUGGCCAAACUGAGAGCAGAAUUAAGAAAUGAGGCUUUCUUGAGAGAACUGGGAUCAGAUUCUGAAAAUGCAGCUUUAAAGAGAGUUUAUGGAAGGUACCUGAGAGCAGAGAGCUUUCGGAAGGCUCUCAUCUAUCAAAAGAAAUAUUUGCUGCUCUUACUGGGUGGCUUUCAGGAGUGUGAAGAAGCCACUUUAACUCUUAUUGCAAGAAUGGGUGGGCAGCCUUCCUACACUCAACUGGAGGUCAUUACACACCAUUCAAAAAGUUUUACCCGAUUUCGCUCAGCUGCUAGAGUGCUAAUUGCAAUUUCAAGAAUGAAGUUCCUAGUUCGAAGGUGGAAACGAGUUACUGGUUAUCAUUUAAUUGGCGUCAACAGAGAUAGUUGUAGUCAGAACACAGGUAACGAGUUACGGUCCGAUUCAUUUUCUGGUAGUCUGGAACUCUGUGGAGAACAUAGAGCUGCUUCUUAUAGAUCCAGAUCGGAACUGGAAUCUCUCAGAUCUCCUUUUUCUUAUCAGCAAAGGUAUCAGGGCAUCCAUACUGAUUUCAGCCCAGUUUCCCUUGCAUGUUCUCAGCUGCAGAAUUACGAUCCUGAUAGAGCUUUAACAGAUUAUAUUAAUCGUCUGGAGUCCCUACAGAGACGACUUGGCAAUGUACAGCCAGCAUCUGCUUCACAAACUCAGCUGCAUUCUGCUCUCCGAAGAUAAUCUUAGAAAUAUUUUUGCCACCAAUAGUAAAAUCAAAUGAAAUGCCUUCUGCAAAUUAUCCUGCUGCUGUGCUUUUGUACAAUGUCGUGGGACCAACAUGAACACAGUUCAACAAUUGUAUGCAGUUCACCUUGCUGUCACCACACAAAGAUUAGAAGUUAUGUAUAUAGGCACUUUUUGUGGUUGUUUGAGCUUGAUUAUUAAAUCUCAUGUAUAUUUGUGGAAUGCUAAUUUAAACACUUAAAUUAUUAAAGUGUGUAUUUAUCAAAGGGGUGAGAGGGUAAAACCUUUAAGUAUUGAGAUUACUGAAUGCAUAGGAGCACAACUUUUUCCUCCCAAUAAGGUCUAAGUGAAGGACUUUUCACAAUUUUAUUCUAUUUGCUACUGGCAUCGCAGAGAGAAAUAUCACUUCUAGAGACCUAUUUUUGUACAGGUAGAACUUUUGGAUUUUCUGGUUAUUUUGUCAAAGUGCUGAAAUAAAGAUGAUUUCAUCAUUUUAA
Pantherophis guttatus is the source of this 7621-nucleotide messenger RNA. NCBI's taxonomy places the organism in Eukaryota, Metazoa, Chordata, Lepidosauria, Squamata, Colubridae. The record is from RefSeq and is a predicted model, not a curated record.